CCCACGGCGGUUGCCCAUAUAGAGGCCGGGGGUGGGGGGGAGGUCAAGCGUAGCCUCUUCUCCUUUACCAAGAUGGCGGCUCGUCCCUGUUUCGCCACAGUUCCUACCUUAUGAGCUUCGUUUCCUUACGCUGAUAAGGGUGGAACAGAAUGACACUUGUAAUGGACCCAUCCAGAUAAUCCAGGGUAAUCUUUAAGCACUUCUGGAAAGACUUUUUCCAGAAAAAGCUGGCAGGCUGACAGAGGCGGCCUCAGGACGGACCUUCUGGCUACUGACCGUUUUGCUGUGGCUUGCCCGGAUCGUGUGGACUCCUGAGAUCAACCAUGAGCUCCGUCGCAGUUCUGACCCAAGAGAGCUUUGCUGAACACCGAAGUGGACUGGUUCCGCAACAAAUCAAAGUUGCCACUUUAAAUUCAGAAGAGGAGAGCGACCCUCCAACCUACAAGGAUGCCUUCCCCCCACUCCCUGAGAAAGCAGCUUGCUUGGAAAAUGCCCAGGAACCUGCUGGCGUCUGGAAUAACAAGAUCCGGCCCAUCAAGGCUUCUGUCAUCACUCAGGUGUUCCAUGUACCCCUGGAGGAGAGGAAGUACAAGGACAUGAACCAGUUUGGAGAAGGUGAACAAGCAAAAAUCUGCCUUGAGAUCAUGCAGAGGACUGGCGCUCACCUGGAGCUGUCUCUCGCCAAAGAUCAGGGCCUCUCCAUCAUGGUUUCAGGGAAGCUGGACGCUGUCAUGAAAGCCCGGAAGGACAUUGUUGCUAGACUGCAGACUCAGGCCUCAGCAACUGUUGCCAUUCCCAAAGAACACCAUCGCUUUGUUAUUGGCAAAAAUGGAGAGAAACUGCAAGACUUGGAGCUAAAAACUGCAACCAAAAUCCAGAUCCCACGCCCAGAUGACGCCAGCAAUCAGAUCAGGAUCACCGGCACCAAAGAGGGCAUCGAGAAAGCUCGCCAUGAGGUCCUGCUCAUCUCCGCCGAGCAGGACAAACGUGCUGUGGAGAGGCUGGAAGUAGAGAAGGCGUUCCACCCCUUCAUCGCGGGGCCGUACAAUCGGCUGGUCAGCGAGAUCAUGCAGGAGACGGGGACACGCAUCAACAUCCCCCCGCCCAGCGUCAGCCGGACCGAGAUCGUCUUCACGGGGGAGAAGGAGCAGCUGGCCCAGGCUGUGGCCCGCAUCAGGAGGGUUUACGAGGAGAAGAAAAAGAAGACCACAACCAUCGCGGUAGAGGUGAAGAAAUCCCAGCACAAGUAUGUCAUCGGGCCCAAGGGCAAUUCCCUGCAGGAGAUCCUGGAAAGAACUGGAGUUUCUGUGGAGAUCCCACCUUCAGACAGCAUCUCAGAGACUGUGAUACUUCGAGGCGAGCCUGAAAAGCUGGGGCAGGCGUUGACUGAAGUCUAUGCCAAGGCCAACAGUUUUACGGUCUCCUCCGUCUCUGCUCCUUCCUGGCUUCACCGUUUCAUCAUUGGCAAGAAAGGGCAGAACCUGGCCAAAAUCACUCAGCAGAUGCCAAAGGUCCACAUCGAGUUCACAGAGGGCGAGGACAGGAUCACCCUGGAAGGCCCCACGGAGGAUGUAAACGUGGCCCAGGAACAGAUCGAAGCCAUGGUCAAGGACUUGAUUAACCGGAUGGACUAUGUGGAGAUCAACAUUGACCACAAGUUCCACAGACACCUCAUCGGGAAGAGCGGGGCCAACAUAAACAGAAUCAAAGACCAGUACAAGGUGUCUGUGCGCAUCCCUCCCGACAGCGAGAAGAGCAACCUCAUCCGCAUCGAGGGGGACCCGCAGGGUGUGCAGCAGGCCAAGCGCGAGCUGCUGGAGCUCGCCUCCCGCAUGGAAAACGAGCGUACCAAGGAUCUAAUCAUUGAGCAGAGAUUUCAUCGCACAAUCAUUGGGCAGAAGGGUGAACGGAUCCGUGAAAUUCGGGACAAAUUCCCAGAGGUCAUCAUCAACUUUCCAGACCCAGCACAGAAAAGCGAUAUUGUCCAGCUUAGAGGGCCCAAGAAUGAGGUGGAAAAAUGCACAAAAUACAUGCAGAAGAUGGUGGCAGAUCUGGUGGAAAAUAGCUAUUCAAUUUCUGUUCCGAUCUUCAAACAGUUUCACAAGAACAUCAUUGGGAAAGGAGGUGCAAACAUUAAAAAGAUCCGGGAAGAAAGCAACACCAAGAUUGACCUUCCCGCAGAGAACAGCAACUCGGAGACCAUCAUCAUCACAGGCAAGCGAGCCAACUGCGAGGCCGCCCGGAGCCGCAUUCUGUCCAUCCAGAAAGACCUGGCCAACAUAGCCGAGGUGGAGGUCUCCAUCCCUGCCAAGCUGCACAACUCGCUCAUCGGCACCAAGGGCCGCCUCAUCCGCUCCAUCAUGGAGGAGUGCGGUGGGGUCCACAUCCACUUCCCCGUGGAGGGUUCGGGAAGUGACACCGUGGUCAUCAGGGGCCCUUCCUCGGACGUGGAGAAGGCCCGGAAACAACUCCUGCACCUGGCGGAGGAGAAGCAAACCAAGAGUUUCACUGUCGACAUCCGCGCCAAGCCAGAGUAUCACAAGUUCCUCAUCGGCAAAGGGGGCGGCAAAAUCCGCAAGGUGCGUGACAGCACCGGAGCCCGCGUCAUCUUCCCGACGGCUGAGGACAAGGAUCAGGACCUGAUCACCAUCAUAGGGAAGGAGGACGCCGUCAGGGAGGCUCAGAGGGAGCUGGAGGCCCUGAUCCAGAGCCUGGACAAUGUGGUUGAAGACUGCAUGCUGGUGGACCCCAGGCACCACCGUCACUUCGUCAUCCGGAGAGGCCAGGUCCUGCGAGAGAUCGCCGAGGAGUACGGCGGGGUGAUGGUCAGCUUCCCGCGCUCCGGCACGCAGAGCGACAAAGUCACCCUCAAGGGGGCCAAGGACUGCGUGGAGGCGGCCAAGAAGCGCAUCCAGGAGAUCAUCGAGGACCUGGAAGCCCAGGUGACCAUAGAAUGCGCCAUCCCCCAGAAGUUCCAUCGAUCGGUCAUGGGCCCCAAAGGUUCCAAAAUCCAACAGAUCACUCGGGACUAUAACGUUCAAAUUAAAUUCCCAGACAGAGAGGAGAACCCAGUGCACAGUGUGGAGCCCGCUGUCCAGGAGAACGGCGACGACGCGGGGGAGGGGAGGGAUGGCAAGGAGGCCGAGCCCGGCUCCCCCAGGAGGUGCGACAUCAUCGUCAUCUCCGGCCGGAAGGAGAAGUGCGAGGCCGCCAAGGAAGCCCUCGAGGCGCUGGUUCCCGUCACCAUUGAAGUGGAGGUGCCCUUUGACCUUCACCGGUACAUCAUCGGGCAGAAGGGAAGCGGGAUCCGCAAGAUGAUGGACGAGUUUGAGGUGAAUAUUCACGUCCCGGCCCCUGAACUGCAGUCUGACAUCAUCGCCAUCACGGGCCUGGCUGCGAAUUUGGACCGGGCCAAGGCUGGGCUGCUGGAGCGGGUGAAGGAGCUGCAGGCAGAGCAAGAGGACCGGGCUUUAAGGAGUUUUAAGCUGAGUGUCACUGUAGACCCCAAAUAUCACCCCAAAAUCAUUGGGAGGAAGGGGGCAGUGAUCACCCAAAUCCGCUUGGAGCACGACGUGAACAUCCAGUUUCCUGAUAAGGAUGAUGGGAACCAGCCCCAGGACCAAAUUACCAUCACAGGGUACGAGAAGAACACAGAAGCUGCCCGGGAUGCCAUAUUGAAAAUUGUGGGUGAACUUGAACAGAUGGUUUCUGAGGAUGUCCCGCUAGACCACCGUGUUCACGCCCGCAUCAUCGGUGCCCGUGGCAAAGCCAUCCGCAAAAUCAUGGAUGAAUUCAAGGUGGACAUUCGCUUCCCCCAGAGUGGGGCCCCCGACCCCAACUGCGUGACCGUGACGGGGCUCCCGGAGAACGUGGAGGAAGCCAUCGACCACAUCCUCAACCUGGAGGAGGAAUACCUGGCCGACGUGGUAGACAGCGAGGCGCUGCAGCUGUACGUGAAGCCCGCCCCCCACGAGGAGUCCAGGGCGCCGUCCAAGGGCUUCGUGGUGCGCGACGCCCCCUGGACCGCCAGCAGCAGCGAGAAGGCUCCCGACAUGAGCAGCUCCGAGGAGUUUCCCAGCUUUGGGGCUCAGGUGGCCCCCAAGACCCUCCCUUGGGGCCCCAAACGAUAAUGAUGAAAGAGCAGAACCCUCUCCAGCCUGCUGACCUGAACCCGCCACGCGAUGGUGCGUCCCAACCUAACCCAGCGGCUGGGCCCUCCGAAAAUUGUCGACGCUCCCCUUCCCCGAGGUCUCACAGCGAAGCCGGCGCCCCGCGCUGUGUGCGGCCCGGCCCCGGGCCUGGUGGCACCCAGCGUGGCACGGGCCCUGCUCCCAGCCUUUGCUCUGGGCGGCUCUCCACUGUCGUGAACACUAAGGAGGUCACGGGACGGUGUCACCCAGCACGUCGGUGAGGCUGUGGCCUCCGCCAGGAGAGCACCACAGGUGCAGCCGAGUCUACUUCCUGUGUCAUGACCUCAGGAAAUAAAUUUCCUUGACUUUAUAAAAGCCAAAACGUUUGCCCUCUUCCUUUCCCACCUUCCUCUCUCUCUCGUGCCUGUCGUCCAGAUGCUCCUCUGGUAGAACGCGCUCUGCCUUCUUCCAGCUGCCAAAAAGCCCGCUUACCCAGGCCACAGGGCAGGUCGGGAGGCCUGGUGUGCACCCUGGGCGCCCGCAGACCCAGAGGAGAGCCCAGUGGAGCCAGAGGGAUCAGGAAGGCAGGAGGCAGACGCGGUUCUUGGAGGGCCCUGGCUUUCCCGGUGUCAUGUCGGGGUCUCUGCCCCGGACCACACGGGUGCAGGCCCCGAGUCUGGUGAGCCUGGUGAGCGCGGGACCUGAGGAACGCCAGGCGGAGAGGAGGGGGCUGGCCGGGGAGGUGGAGAUCACCCACGCCUGCUCCGCGGAGGCCCCGCCCUUUGCACACUGGCUGACUUGUUUUUACACCACCUUCCGCUCCCUCGCACCCACCCCUCCCCAGAUGCCCCCUGUUGAGUUGCCUCUUUCUACCUCAGAGCUGGUAUGGGGUGUCCCGAGCUUCGGGCUGUGUUUGCUGCGGCCUUGGGGGCUGGAAGCCGAGUGCCCGGCUCAAGGCCGUGCUGUUCCUCAGCCACUGGGUCGGUGGCCAGUGGGCCCGUCCAGCGGGGAGCACACGGGCCACCCCCCCAGGUGGCCGCUGAUGCGUGCUUGAAAGGCAGGCCUCCUGGCCCCGGGGUAGAGAGAGGCUGCCGGUCGGCCGGGACCAGAGGCCCCAGUGCUGCUGGCGGCCUCUUUGUCAAGUUUGUGGUAGGUCAGUUCCGCGGUUGGACCCCAGGCCUUGGCGGGUCAGGGUGCCCCGGCCCCAGCCGGCUUGGUGAAGGUCCACCCUGAAGAGGGAAGGGUGGGGCCCCGUCUCCACGGAGGCGACGGGCCACUCUGAGUUGUCUUGUCCCAGAUGCCGGGCUUCCUAGAGGAGCUGCCUUGUGCCCCGGGGACAGUCGUCUCUCCUCUGACCACCUUCUCCCCACCCUCAGAGUUUUUCUCUCAAUUUAUUAACUGGAGCUCGGCCACCUUCUGACUCUUCGGUUCCGGAGUAGACCCCGAGUCUAACUGCGGUCGCCUCUGCAAGUCCCUGCUAGCUCUGGCGGCCUUAAGUGUGCCCACUCAGAGGCGUGAGCAGCUGGGAGAGGAAAGAAGGAGCGUUUGCUCCUGCUCAGCAGGCUGCGUGACCCCGGAGGAGGUGGAGUUGAUUGCAGUAGGAGACAGGAGGAAAGGCCCCACCUCUGGGAGCCUCGCGGGGAAGGGCCGGCCCCUCCUCUCCUUUUGCAUGAGUUAGGAGCCUUUCCCACUGGCCCCCGCCCCCCACCCCGGGAGUCUGCCCGCACCUCCCCCUCCCUCUGUCUUUCCUACAGCAUCCAACCCUGCCCUCCCCAGAGGUAAAUUUUUAAUUCUCACAACAGAUUUUUGCACACGUGCAUUUACUGCUAAACGUCAUAGAUGCAAACUCCCCUUUCCUAAACUGUGUUUGGGGUCUUGCUCGCUCUGUUUUUGGUUGUUGUUAAAGGGGAUGAGAUGACUGUGCCCAGGCCUGUCCCCUGCGGCCUCCGAUGCUGCGGGGAGAGCCUGGCGGGAAUGGGCGCGUGUGUCCGUCUCCUCCUUGUUGAAUGUCUUCCAUAUCAUAUGUGUCCACGGCUACCAUCCAUCCCUUGGCCUUAACUUUAAAAUUUGGAGAUUAUAUGCAAACAUGUGUAAAGGCUCAUGAAUAUGGAUGACACUGGAAUUUUAUAAAUUCUAAAAUAAAACCCGAAACCAGAUAUAGUGUGCUGGGACUCAUUUUAUCACG
Molecule: messenger RNA, 6315 nt
Organism: Balaenoptera acutorostrata (minke whale)
Lineage: Eukaryota; Metazoa; Chordata; Mammalia; Artiodactyla; Balaenopteridae
Gene: HDLBP
Product: high density lipoprotein binding protein
Exons: 29
Coding region: 324-4130 (1268 amino acids)
Cellular component (GO): nucleus; cytoplasm
Molecular function (GO): mRNA binding
Source: RefSeq, a predicted model, not a curated record